Molecule: messenger RNA, 2361 nt
Organism: Heterobilharzia americana
Lineage: Eukaryota; Metazoa; Platyhelminthes; Trematoda; Strigeidida; Schistosomatidae
Source: the annotation of a GenBank genome assembly
ACUAAUUUGAAUGGGUUUGCUACGUAAAGUUGGUUCCACAACGAAUGUGGUUGUGAAGAGUAUUACGUUGAUAUGAGGUUGUCACAAACAAUAUUUGCUUUGAGUGGCAAAUAUGCGGAACAGUUUGUGAGGUUCGGUGGAUACUCUCCUACCCCUUUAUCUUUGAAAAAACUUAUUGCUUUCGGCAAAGUUGGUUCUGUUCAGAAAUCAGCUUCUUUCUUGGCUGAUGAGUUACCUGUACGUCUCGCAAAUAUUAUGCAAGAGAUUCAUUUGCUUCCUGAACAACUUGUGCAAACUCCCUCGGCAUCUCUUGUGAGGCAAUGGUAUGAGCAGAGUUUUUGUGAUCUAGUGGACUUUGAAAAAAUACAUUGGGAUGAAAACAGCCUAAAUCGUUUCAACGAAACACUAGCGCGCAUCCGAAGCCGCCACACGACCGUUGUCGAGACGAUGGCACAGGGUGUCAUGGAAAUGCAGGAGAAAUACAAAAGCGACGUCAUAACUAAUAAUCAGGUGCAGUACUUUUUGGACAGAUUCUAUAUGAUGCGAAUUAGUAUUCGUAUGUUGCUAAGUCAACACUUGCUGAUGUUUGGUUCUGAGUUGAAUAAACACAGAAGAUAUGUUGGUUCUAUUGAUCCUGAUUGCAAUGUCCGGGAAAUAUUAGAUGACGCAUACGAGGAUGCUAGAUUUCUUUGCGAACACUAUUAUUCCGUUGCCCCAGAAAUUAAAGUCCAUCUGCACAGUGUAGAAGAUGGAAAAAUUGAAUUCGUCUACGUACCUUCUCACUUAUAUCAUAUUUUAUUUGAACUACUGAAGAAUGCUAUGCGUGCAGCUGUCGAACAACAUAGUAAAGCUGAUUCUAUUCCACCUAUUGAAGUUUUGGUAGCAACUGGUCGGGAAAACGUGACAAUCAAAAUAUCCGAUAUGGGUGGUGGUAUCCCGAGGUCUGAAAUUGACCUGGUUUUUAACUACACAUAUACAACUGCUCGACAGUGUAAACGUAGUGGUGAACCAAACAUGUCAAUGGAGUUUGGAUCACCUGGUCAUGAAGCUAAUGCUCCAAUGGCAGGCUAUGGUUAUGGUCUACCUCUUAGUCGUCUAUACGCAAAAUAUUUCAAUGGUGAUCUUAUAUUGGCCAGUGUAGAAGGUUAUGGAACUGAUGCAAUUGUUUAUCUUAAGAGUAAUGCUGCUGAAGCUGAUGAACUAUUGCCUGUAUUCAAUCGUACAUCAGCAAAACAGUAUGGAAGUGUAGGCAUCCCAGUUGCUGACUGGUCUAAUCCUCAUAUAACAACCGGUUGGCGGAGAAAUUAAUACAGAGUUUGUUUUAUAUCGUUUAGCCAGCAUCCUUGUAUUGCAUUAAACUGUUAUUAGUAUUAUUGGGAUUUCUAUCCCUCUAAAUCUCAAUGCGCAUUUUCUUCUCCUUUUUAUUUUCAUAAGAUUUUAUUGAAAUACUGAAGUUUUUCGAAGGGAGUAUAUUUAAGUUAUACUGUUUAAUAAUAUCCAUCAACGUUAACUGGAGUUCUGAAGAGACUUUCACAUUCUUUCUUUUUUAAACAUGUGCAUGUUUACCAACAUCUUAUGGAAGACAGCGAAUUCAUUUUCCCAUUUCUUCAUCCCAAAAGAAAUUACUUCACACUUCCACUUCUUUGCAAAGUGAUAUUUUGAUUGUGUGUGUAUGUGAAUGUGUUCAGAGAUAUUUUCUUUCUCCAUUACAUUUGGUCUUCAGUUUCCAAACUCUUGACAGAAGUUAAUCACCACUUUGUAAAGAAGACGUUACAAGUAGGAGGAAUAGGUGAAGAGAGAGAAGAAGAAAUAGAAUAUGGUUUGAAAUUCAACUUCAUGAUUUUACCAUACUUACUUUCUUAACUGUUUAUGGUCUAUCUAUCCUUAUGGAUUAGUAUCCACGGGAAUAAUGUCUAUUGUUUUUAUAUUGUUGUUCUCCUUUGUUCUCAUCUGCCUUGUUGGUUGUAUAACGAUAAUUUUAUUAAAGUAAGGAGAGUUGUUUCUUCUCCUUUUUCUAAUUGUUCGCGAAUUAAUGACAGCGUCUGUUCAACACAGAAGUGGUUAGUUCAGCCGUCUAUGUCGCCUCCUACAUUGACUUCAUAGUUUGUUGGCAUAUUGUAUUACGGUCAUUUUCUAUUUUAUACGCUUUUUCGUUUGAAACGAAUGGUUUAUGAAAACUUCCUUUCCAGUUAUAUAUAGAUAUCUGUAUAUUGAAGAAUAAAAUAUUUUAAUCAUCAUGGUGAUGAUGAUAUAUGCGCCCUGUUGCUUUAGUAUAGACAAUUGUCAAAACAAAACAAAAAUUCGACUUUUCUCUGUUACUCGUCAUAGUUUGUUUAUCUCUAUGUGAACUGUACUCCAUUG